Molecule: messenger RNA, 1500 nt
Organism: Cantharellus anzutake
Lineage: Eukaryota; Fungi; Basidiomycota; Agaricomycetes; Cantharellales; Hydnaceae
Exons: 2
Coding region: 447-1397 (316 amino acids)
Source: RefSeq, a predicted model, not a curated record
GGUUCCCCACCCCUCGUCCAAUCAUCUCCACACCCAUCACUGUGCGGAAAGUGCCCGUAGAUGAUCCUGGGAGUUCACUUAACGUCCUCCAGUCGCAUAAGGGGGCGUGUAGUGCUUCAUUCAGGGAUCACCCCUUCACAAUCACCCAAGAUCACGCUUCUGGACAUAGCCAGCUUGGGGCGAAACCCGCGCAAGUGGCCAAAAACCUAACACACCCAGAGAAGAAGCUUCUUCAUUCCAGUAGUGCCCCUCUACUCCGUCGAGUUAUUAGCAAUGAAUCAAAAUCCGCGGAGCAAAAGGCUCCUAGUACAAACGACUUUCAGUUCAGCCACAAAACCCCUCAUUACUAUGCCGAUUGCCAAACAGAUUCUGUCGCUGAUCGACCAGCCGAGGAUUCGACGUGGGGUGAAAUCCAGCUACGAUUAGAACCAUCCAGCCAUUUUUGCAUGGAGUCUUCACCCAGCGUUCCGUCCGAUGUCUUUUCAGAAAUUGACGAUUUUCUGCCGUUUCAAGUGGACGCUGCAUUAAAAAUAGAAAAAUUGUACUCUUCAGGCUCAUCUUCAUCGGAUAUCCACUCUUCUGACUCUUUUGUUGACACUGCACGGAGCAUCAAAUCUUGGCCGAUGCCCCCCAUCAAUAGUUCUCCUUCGAAGUACUCAUUCAUCAGUCGGACCAGCGUCUCUACAAGCCAGACUCAGUCUAUGUCCGUCAGUCAUUUUUCUGAUUCUUUUCCACAUGGCCCGGUUUCGGCUUCUCCUGCAUUCUCGCCUAAGGACCAAAGCUCCCUCGGAAAGCCUCCAACUUCCCCUGCGCUAGACUCUUGGCCGAAUCUCUCGUUCUCUCCCCACAAUAGCCACUCGUUCCUUUCGUUGGCUUCUGAUACUCAAGCUACCUUAGUCGCUCCACACAUUGAAACCGUUCAAGUAUCCCUUCUCGACGACAUCGAACAUGGGGUUCGCGUCACUGUGUCUGCAGAACAUUGUGAACAACGGUGUAGGACCACUGGAAUAGGCCAAGUUUUCUUCCGCUCAGGGCACCGGAUCCUCCCACUCUGUCGUUUUACUGGCUCCCUUUGGAUUGAUGUUAACUGCGGGUCUGCUGGAAUCUCGUCCUUGCUGUCUUAUCUUCAUGUUCAUUCUGACGUUGUCGUCGAGGGAGCCGGUGCUGUUUAUCCUCUCAAACUACCAACGCUUCGCAUACGGGUUUUCGUGUCAAGUAUAAGGCAUGGGCAAGCAUUCGUACGCUUAAACUUUCUACAGCGGAUAAGCACGGCGGACUGGGACGUCACGGAAAAGCAAGCCAUCCUCGUCAGCGAAUGUCAUGUGGAGGCACCUGCAACAUUUCGAGAUAUCGGGAGGGUCAUUUUGUCAUUUUGGGAUGAUUAUGAUCACAUAUAAUAAGUCUAAUAUCACUGAUAAUGUAACAACGCUUGUUUAUUCUCGUACGAUAGACUGUCGGGUGAUGUAUGUCAAGUGGAUGGUUCAGGCGGCGGUUUCGUCU